Messenger RNA from Salvia splendens (bonfire salvia), 951 nucleotides. RefSeq names its product probable disease resistance protein RXW24L. Lineage: Eukaryota; Viridiplantae; Streptophyta; Magnoliopsida; Lamiales; Lamiaceae. The record is from RefSeq and is a predicted model, not a curated record. The coding region runs from base 1 to 951 and encodes 316 amino acids. The transcript has a single exon. Gene Ontology annotation, molecular function: ADP binding. Gene Ontology annotation, biological process: defense response to other organism.
AUGGUGCAGAAAUGUGGGUAUUUGCCAUUGGCAAUUUGUUUACUCGGUGGGGUUUUGAGAGAGAAAAAAUCGAUUUUUGAGUGGGAAUCAGUAAAUGAGCAUAUCAAAGCAGCCAUAUAUGGAGAUGAAAAGCAGAUCGAUGGAGUGCUUAAUUUAAGCUAUGAAAGUCUACCCUAUUAUUUGAAGCCUUGCUUUCUCUUAAUGGGUGGUUUUAACGAGGAUGAAAACAUAGAUGCUCCGAAUCUAUAUAGGUCGUGGAUAGCACAAGGCAUGAUUUCAUAUGAGAAUAUUGGAGACAAGGAUGAAUGUUUAAUGGACAUCGCUGAGCUGUACUUAAGUGAGUUAGCCUCCAGGUCCAUUCUUCAAGUUGAAAUUUUCAAUGAUUAUGAUGCCGCAGUUAGAAAUAUAAAAUAUAAGACAUGCAAACUUCAUGAUGUAGUACGAGAACUAUGCUUGAAAUUGGGAAAAAGAGAGGAUUUUGGUGUGCUGAGUUUGGGGUAUAAAGGUGGGAAACUUAGUACCUUACUACGGGAAGCUUCCUCACAUAUUAAGAUACACCAUUUGACAAUCAAUUUCAGAAGUGAAGUCGAGCACGAGCCUACAGUCGCUUGUGGAGAAGAUACUAGCGAGCAUAUAAGGUCUGUUCGAUUAUCCAAUCUAAUAGAGUCGAAUGUUGUUGAGUUCCGCCCACGAAGUAUUGUUGAUUUUCAGAAAUUCAAAUUGCUUAGAGAACUAGUUAUCCUGAGAUUCAAAUUUGCAGGAGGGAAGUUACCGAAAGGAAUCACUAAACUAGUUCACCUUAGACGUUUGCGUUUAGAAGCUUGUGAACUUGAUAAGCUACCGUCAUCCAUGAUGAAUUUGGUAUACAUGGAUACCCUUGAUUUAUCAGAUUCAAUGAAUGUUGAAGUUCCAAAUGUUUUUAAGGAGAUGUUGCGAUUAAAACACACUUGA